GUGACCAAUGAGGUGUAAGGACAAUGGAUGAGGACGAGACCAGGCUGGCACUACAUUCCCAAGAGCCUAAAAUCAUUCUCCAUGGAUCAGAUGAGGGUGGUGCUGCAGGGGAGGAGUUUGUGGUGGAGCUGCAGGAGACUGUGCUGGUGUCGGAGGGGGAGGGGGAGGGAAUGGCGGUGCAUGGAUUUGCUUCAGACGAGCUGGUAAUCCAGGAUGCUGUUGAGGACGUGGUGUCUGAGUAUGUGCACUGCGAUGAGGACGAGGAUGUUGCUGUGGAGACGUGUGUGAUGUCACUGGAGGGGGAGGACGAAGGUGUUGCCAUGGGGGACAUCCCUGAGGAUGUGAUGGUCGCAGACGGGCAUACCCAGGAUGAACUGGACCCAGAGCAAGACACAGACGGCUGUGGGGACUACCUGAUGAUCUCCUUGGAUGAGGCAGGCAAGAUGGUGUCAGACGAUGGCACAGAGGUGACUGUAGAGGGAGCCGAGGAGGACCAGGAGGUGGAGAAGGAUGAGGACGGCCAGGAGGUGAUCAAGGUGUACAUCUUCAAGGCAGACUCUGGGGAGGAUGACCUGGGAGAAACAGUGGACAUCAGUGAUGGAGACACAGAGGAUGUGGCACUGACGGACUCUACAGGCCGAACGCUCCGAGAGAAGAUGGUGUACAUGUCUCAGGGGGACCAUGGUUCAUCAAAGAUAUCUGAUGAGGUUUAUAUGGAGGUGGUGGUGGGGGGUGAGGAACCAGUGACCCACGAGCGGUCGUACGACGGCACGGCUCUCAGCAAGGACUUCAUGCCUGUGGCCUGGGCAGCCACGUAUGGUUCUGAGGACAGUGAGAGUUGUGAGAACAGAAACGGUGCUGCCAGUGCUCUGCUGCACAUUGACGAAUCAGACGGAGGGGACAAGCUCAACAGGCAACGAAACAAGAACAAGAGAACAAGGGCUGAGCCUCGCCAGGUCCAGACAGCCAUCAUCAUUGGUCCGUAUGGCCAGCCUCUGACAGUAUAUCCCUGCAUGCUCUGUGGCAAGAAGUUCAAGUCGCGAGGCUUCCUGAAGCGCCACACCAAAAACCACCACCAGGAUGUCCUGACCAGGAAAAAGUACCAGUGCACGGACUGUGACUUCACCACCAACAAGAAGGCCAGCCUUCAUAACCACAUGGAGGUGCACACGCUGAGCAACAAGGCUCUGUUUGAGUGUGAGGUGUGUGGCAAGGAGUUCCACCAGCAGGCGGUGCUGUUCUCCCAUCGAUUGCAGCACCACCACCGUGAGCCCAAGAGCCCUGUGCCUUCACAGGCCAACAAGAUGCACAAGUGUAAGUUCUGUGACUACGAGACGGCUGAACAAGGACUGCUCAAUCGCCACUUGCUGGCCGUCCAUAGUAAGAGCUUUCCCCACAUUUGUGUGGAAUGUGGCAAGGGUUUCCGGCACCCCUCCGAGCUGAAGAAACACAUGCGCACACACACUGGCGAGAAGCCUUACUCUUGCCUCUACUGCGACUACAAGUCGGCUGAUUCCUCCAACCUGAAGACGCAUGUCAAGACCAAGCACAGCAAAGAGAUGCCCUUCAAGUGUGAACGCUGCUUCCAGACCUUUGCUGAGGAGGAGGAGUUGCUGCAGCACGGGCUGACACACGAGGAGGCCAAAACCCAUCAGUGUGCCCACUGUGAACACAAGAGCUCCAACUCCAGUGACCUGAAGCGCCACAUCAUAUCGGUGCACACCAAGGACUACCCCCACAAAUGUGCAGUCUGCGAUAAAGGUUUCCACCGGCCGUCUGAACUGAAGAAGCACUCGGCGUCGCACCGUGCCAAGAAACUGCACCAGUGCCGGCACUGCAACUUCAAGAUAGCGGACCCCUUUGUGCUCAGUCGCCAUAUCCUGUCGGUUCACACCAAGGAGCAACAGGCCUCUCCUGAAAAGAACGGAGCCAAAAGGACCUUAUUGGGGUCUUCCCCUGCCUCUGCCUCUGCCAGUGCACCGGUGGCAAAGAAGCAGGUUUUGGUGCCUGGUGCUAGUUCUAGUGCUGCGGGCUUGGCCACAGGGCCCAGGGAGAGGAGGGUGUACCAGUGUCAGUACUGUGAUUACAGCAGUGGGGAUGCCUCAGGCUUCAAGCGCCAUGUGAUCUCCAUCCACACAAAAGACUACCCCCACCGCUGUGAGAUCUGCUCUAAAGGCUUCCGCAGGCCCUCAGAGAAGAACCAACAUAUCGCACGCCACCACAAGGACUUGGUGCAGGCAGAGUGAUCCUGGCACUGCCCACUCUUUACCACCAGAACAACACUAAUGCAACCACCACCACACCGUAAUCAAUUGAAUGUGUGUGUGUGUGAGUGUGUGUGUGUGCAUGUGUGUCUGCUGCAUUAACAGGGAACAUCUAUUAUUUUUACCGCAAUCACUCUCAAGCCAACUUUCCUGCAACUGAAAAUUAAUUUACGUGUACAUAUACCGGUGUAAGGCCUAUGGAAUAAGUUGACAAAGCCCUGUACAGACUUGCACUUUAUCUGCAUGUCCCCCUGCUGGUGACAGUGUUGCAUGGCGGAAUGUGCAAGAGUCGCAGGUCUCGCUGAGGUCUUUGUAGAUUCAUUGUUUUUACUCCACAGCCACAAUCAGUUCUUUAUUAAAGUGGCGAUUUUUAAGCCUACUUUAACUUGGCACACGACUAAGAUAAAAUAUGAUCUACAAGCUGUUUGUAUUCACACAAUAAAAUGGACAUUCACCUGCUGAGAGAAAAAGCAGAUCCACUGAGCAGAGUGGUCGAGAUUAACUCAAUUCUAAUAGCACUUGCCACCAAUUUAUUUUAAGAAUUAUGAAUGCAGUAGUCAUGAACUCAUUAAUUAUACCUGAUGCUUUGAAUGCUGAGACACGAAGAGUAUGUGUGUUGUAUGUAGUUGAGUGCUUGCUUGUGUGUAUGCCUGUUGUGAGGGAUGUCAGUUAAUGUAUCUAUUGUGCUUCCUGGUAGUCUGACCCCACAUCUCCCUGUUGUCUUAUCUUUGGUAUUCUAAGAACUGUCGUUGUUCUGAGGAGAACUGUCUGUCCGGCCAUGUACGUUUGUCCGGUGAAGGAGUUGACUGCAUCAUAGCAAAUAGCCACGGCAUUUGUAAAAUCUGUGGCUUCAGAGAAGGUUUAUUAGUUGAUUCACUUAACACAGUGAGAUACUAGAUGUGGCCAACCAUGCCAUCGGGUUAGAGGGUUCUAAUAUACAGGUAAGCAGUAUCAACUCCAAACCCAUAAACCCCUCUUUAUACACAUUAUUUUACCCCUAAUAAGCUUGAUUAUCAGACACCUGACUGAAGUGUGAUGCAGCGCCAGCAAGGCCUUCGGGGUGAGGAUGCACACUAUCUGGUACCACUAAUUCAUGACCACAACAUUACACGCUCCUCACCUCCUCAAAACCUAUUGGAUGAGAGCCAUAGGUCCAUCCCCUCUGACCUUCUCCAAUGGGUUUUGAGAAGGAGAGGAUGCGAGGAGUAUGCGAUUGAGAUUCUCCCAUCUGCUUAUGUCAGUGACCAGUGAGCGGUAUUAGUUCCCUGAAGAGAGAUGUAACUCGUAAAGACUUGUGGUAUGUUUGUACUCUGGCUUCGACAGUUCCUUCCCCUGUGAUAAUUUUUAUAUUUAUUUCAUCAUCAUGAAAUUUGUUGUAUAGUUCAGUGUAACUAGAAUUCUAUGGGACGUAAAUUAUUGUUUUGUACACAAAUCUGUAAAAAGUGUGUAGAUGUAAACACUUAAAUAAAAGGAGGAAUCAGAACUGUGUUGUUAUGGAUGUACUUGACGUAUUUGUUAAAAAAGCUAUGAAAAAAAGAUAAUAAAAGCAAAGUAUUUUA
Molecule: messenger RNA, 3823 nt
Organism: Salvelinus fontinalis (brook trout)
Lineage: Eukaryota; Metazoa; Chordata; Actinopteri; Salmoniformes; Salmonidae
Product: zinc finger Y-chromosomal protein 1-like
Exons: 7
Coding region: 24-2246 (740 amino acids)
Biological process (GO): regulation of transcription by RNA polymerase II
Cellular component (GO): nucleus
Molecular function (GO): RNA polymerase II transcription regulatory region sequence-specific DNA binding; metal ion binding; DNA-binding transcription factor activity, RNA polymerase II-specific
Source: RefSeq, a predicted model, not a curated record